AUGGUGUACGUGCGCCAGGAAUACCUGCCGAACCUCAAGCAGUACAAGUACUCGUCCGUCGACCGCUCGCUCACGUCAAAGUACAUCCUCAAGCCCUUCUACACCAAUGUCGUCAUCCACUGCUUCCCCAUGUCCAUGGCCCCGAACCUGAUCACCCUCACCGGGUUCGCCUUUGUCGUCGCCAACUUCUUCACCCUGCUCUGGUACAACCCGACCCUCGACCAGAACUGCCCGCCCUGGGUCUACUACACGUGGGCCGCCGGCCUGUUCCUGUACCAGACCUUUGAUGCCGUCGAUGGCACACAGGCCCGACGCACCCGCCAGAGCGGCCCCCUGGGCGAGCUCUUCGACCACGGCGUCGACGCCCUCAACACGUCGCUCGAGGUGCUGCUCUUCGCCGGCAGCCAGAACAUGGGCCAGAGCUGGUACACGGUCGCCGUGCUCUUCGCCUCGCUGUGCACCUUCUACGUCCAGACCUGGGACGAGUACCACACCAAGACGUUGACGCUCGGCAUAGUGAACGGGCCCGUCGAGGGCGUGCUGAUCCUCGUCUUCGUCUACGCCCUGACCGGCUACAUGGGCGGCGCCUCCUUCUGGCAGCAGAGCAUGCUGGCCACCUUUGGUGUCCCCAGCUCCUGGGGCAUUCCCGAGUUCCUGUACCGCCUCAACUUCACCCAGUGGUACAUGGUCCAGGGCACCGUCGUGCUCGUCUUCAACACCGUCGAGAGCGCCCGCAACGUCAUCAAGGCCCGCCGCGCCCGCGGCGACCGUAGCCGCGGCGCCCUGCUCGGCCUCGUCCCCUUCUUCGGCACCUGGGUCCUCAUCGUCGCCUACCUGUGGCUGCAGCCCCUGAUCCGCACCGGCCAUCUGAUCCCCUUCGUCGUCUUCGCCGGCCUCGUCAACGCCUACUCCGUCGGCCAGAUGAUCACGGCCCACCUCGUCAAGCUCGACUUCCCCUACUGGAACGUGCUCACCGUGCCUUUGACAUGGGGCGUCAUCGACUCGCUGGGCCCGCUGCUGCAGUCCAAGCUCGGUUGGACGUUUGGCUGGCCCAGCGCUCUGGGUGACGACGUCUACCAGGUCGCCUUCAUGUUCUCCAUGCUCGGCAUGGCCAUCGGCGUCUACGGCAGCUUCGUCGUCGACGUCAUUGUCACCAUCUGCGACUACCUCGACAUCUGGUGCCUGACUAUCAAGCACCCGUACGUCGAGGGCGAGGACGACCAGGCCCAGAGCCAGCAGGUCCACAACCCGGCCGCCAACGGCAAGAAGACGAACUAA
Messenger RNA from Neoarthrinium moseri, 1278 nucleotides. RefSeq lists its product as uncharacterized. Bases 1 to 1278 code for a protein of 425 amino acids. Gene Ontology annotation, molecular function: phosphotransferase activity, for other substituted phosphate groups. NCBI's taxonomy places the organism in Eukaryota, Fungi, Ascomycota, Sordariomycetes, Amphisphaeriales, Apiosporaceae. The record is from RefSeq and is a predicted model, not a curated record. Gene Ontology annotation, cellular component: membrane. The transcript is spliced from 2 exons. Gene Ontology annotation, biological process: phospholipid biosynthetic process.